This is a messenger RNA of Linum trigynum, 5777 nucleotides long. Lineage: Eukaryota; Viridiplantae; Streptophyta; Magnoliopsida; Malpighiales; Linaceae. The record is from the annotation of a GenBank genome assembly.
GCGUACAUGUGUAUGUACGCUCUAACACGUAUUAGUUAUAAUAGCGUACAUGUGUCUGUACGCUUUAACACGCUUUAAUAAUGAAAUAAUACAAUACUCGAGUUGUUGGGAGAAGUUUAUACUGGAUCUUAUACCACACUCUAAUACGCCCUCUCAAAUGAAAGCCAACUCACGAGCUUGAAGUUUGCACAGACUCACCAUACCUUGUGCUUUAAUCAACUGUUAAUAUUGGGGGUCGUGAAAAUUCGAACACACGACCAAUUGGCCAAACCAGCUUUGAUACCAUGUCACAAACCAGUUGGUCCUAAUAACUCGAGUUGUUGAGAGAAGGUUAUGCUGAAUUUUAUACCACACUCUCAACAUAUAUUCACAACCAUGUGUGAGAACCAUGUCACUAGAGGUGACAAUUCUCAAUCCAAUCCACCAACCCAUUAAAAAUAUCCACCUAAUCCAAUUCAUUUAAUUCCAAUCCAUUUGAUCCAAAUCCAAUUGGAUUGGUGGAUUCAUGGAUUGAUCCAUGGAUCCAAAUGACAAAUUACGGUUUGGUGCCUAUAAUUUUAUAUUUUACAUUUUUGUACCCAAAAUUUAAUUUUUAUACGAAAAAUUACAUUGGAAAAUUACAUUUUGGUAUCUAAAACUUUUCAUUAUGACAUUUUAGUACCUAAGCUUUUUACAUUUUACAUAUUGGUCCUUGGUUGAGGAUGUCAUUUGGAUUCAUGGAUAAUCCACCAAUCUACUUGAUCGAAUCCAUUUGAUCUAUGAAUCCACCAACCCAAUGCACCAAUUCAUGGAUCAAUCCAUUUGCCACCUCUACAUGUCACAGUAGCUAGAAAUCAUUGAAUUAAGUGCAGUCGCGUUGUUAUCACGUAUCACAUUCUUCAUCCACCCUGCGAAACGUAUACGAGCAAUCCAAUAAUUUCAAAUACAUACAAAAUGAUGCUCGUAGAUGGACUAUAAACACAUGAUUGGUUGUUUCGUAUGGGUGAGAUUAUCUCCCAAUUAUUUUGUUUAGUCGUUUUAUUUUUGUGAACCAUGUUUCUUGUCUCUUAAAUUCAAAAGGCCACGUUACAAUCUUGAGACAGAAAAUGGCCCGCCCUAUAGUCCGAUUGCUCAUUUGCUUCUCAAAUGCCACCCGUUAAUGCCAUACAGGGCUGAAAGAGUAGUCGGCUCGAUUAAGACCUCUCCUUUUCGAUGUGAAGACAAAACUAAUGGGCUUCUGUGGCCCAAAAUUAAGGCAAUAUUAACGAUAGAGCUUCCCGCCUAAUAUAGGAGUGGCUAUACGGUCAGAUCUGGUUAAAUUGACCCAAAUUAAUUCGGUCCAGUUCGGUAUUUUUGAAAAUAUAAGGACCAAAGAUUAUAUUGGAAUUGGAUACAAUCCGGUCUUGAUCCGGUCCGGUCCCAAUUCGGUCUUGAUUUUAUAUUGAGCUUGUGGGGAUUUGAGUGGCCUAAGGUCUGAAAGGGUGAGGAGUUGGUUAAGUUUUUUACUAAGUGCAAAAGUUUGUGACUGUUUAUGCAAAUUACCCUUAAUUAUUUACGUUAAUUAUUUACACAUAACUUUGUUAUUGUAUCUUAGGGGUCGUUUGGAAGUUGCGAUUGUUAAAUAGAUGUAUUGUUGAGAAUGCAUGUAUAAUAUUAUACGUGUAUUGUCGAAUUUGAUGCAUUGUAGAAUACAACGUUUGGUAUGUGUGAUUGUGUAUGUCGCAUAAGCUAAAAGCUGAGACAAAACAAUCUCAACUCAACUAUCUCAACAAUCACAACUAAAAGUUGAGAUAUAACAAAUAACAAUCACUCAAAAUGAGUAAUAGUUUCUGUCACAUCAUAAAAACAAUCCAUGUAUUGUUGAUUUGUUUCUACUAAAAAAACAAAAAAACGGUGCAUUGUAAACUAUACAUGCAUAAUGACAAUCUCAACAAAACAAUCACAACUUCCAAACGAUUCUUUAUGUCUCCCAUGAACGUAAAAGUUUGGUAUUAUGAAAUUAAACAGCAUAACCAAAUAGUACUAGUGUAUUUAGAGUUCGAAGUAUUCUCCAACUUUCAUAUAUUGGCCUAUUUGAUUGAUCCAAAAUUAGUCUAGAUCAACACCCCCAAACCCCAAUUGAUUCGAUAUAACGUAUCCUUUCCAUAAAACCAAUUUUCAAUCAACACCUCAACCAUGGCUGGUUGUCAUAAAUUUUGUUGGAGCUUACGUGUGGCAAAGAGAGAUGUGAGUUCAAGACAGGCAGAUGGAUCUUUGAGUCCUACACUACAAAGUUAGCACAGUAAGUACUUCGUCGUCCCGAUAACGCCAUCCAUCAAUCAUUCAUCGAUCAUUAUCCUCAACCACCGAUAUACAUUUCAUUUCCAAUUGGGAAAAAAGGAAAGAAAUGAUGAAAAGAGAAGAAGAAGAUAUCUUUUUUUGUGUUAAUAUUCAAUUCUAUCCACUGCCUAUAAAAUUCCUCCACAAAGUAGCUUUAACACUUAACAGAAUAAAAGCAGGCUCGAAUGAUAUGAUAGAAAGAAAAGCCAGCUAGUAGCUUCCUUGAUCCAUCCGCAGCUUUCUUUCAGCCUAACACUGUCCCAAUUAUUGAAGGCAUAUGUGAUAUGCUUUUACAAUAUAUUGUUCAUGAGACUAAUCCGUAAUCAUUCAGAAUUUAACCACCAAAUACCAUCACAAUUCUGUGAAUAUUUUGUAUUACAACUAUCAUUAUUCAUUUGAUCUUUUUUCUUAUCGUGAACUGAUCACUUUUAUGUAAUUUCUCUUUUUUAUUAUUAUUGAUGAAUACUAGAGAAAAAUUUACCAUAAUAUUACUUUAACAAUUAAUUAUUCGUUGAUUUUUAAUUUGGAGAUCUCAUACUCUAAUCUUAGUGAAGAGUUUUCACUAAAUAUUUCCAGUGUGAGUUAAUUACUUUUUUUUUUGUAACAUAAUACUAAAGAAGAUCGAUGGUUUGCGAAAGGGAAUUUUAACCCGAGAUUCAAACCAGGAAUCUUCGAGUUCAAAACUAAGAAUAGUACCACUAAAUCAAAUUCUUAUUCAUACAUAUUUCCGAAACAGAUAGUAGACUUAGUAGUACUAACUAAUAAUCAUCCUUAUUAAAUCCUUGAUUUUCAAAAUACUUGCACACAAAAAAUGAAGAGUCCGCAAUCGUGUUUGUAUAACCAUACCGUACUGAUAAUUCGAUUAAAAAUCCUUAUAUCAUAAUCUAAAUAGAUAAAAACAUUUUUACAAUAUAUAACGAUUGAACCACUAUUAAAUUAUUGUUUAGCACAAAAUAUGAAGUGUGAACUUAUAGCUAAUCAAUUAUUGAUAAUCCAAUCAAAUUAAACUCACCAUUACCUUUCCCCUUAUAGUUAUAUAUAUAUAUCACCAUCUCAUCACUCUUUCUCCCUCCACAACUCGCCCAAACAAUCAAAAAUGGCACUAACAAAACUCGCCACCCUCGCCGCCGCCUUCUUCUCCCUCCUCCUCUUCCUAAACCCCUCUACCACCGCCGCCGCCGGCAGCGCCAACAGCCUCGUCAUCCAGACCUGCAAGCAAACCCCAAACUACGACCUCUGCGUCUCCACCAUCACCGCCGACCCCCGCGCCGCCACGGCCGCCGACGUCGACACCCUGGCCCUCGUCAUGCUCGACGCCGUCAGGACCAAGGCCACGGCUGCCGAGGGCCGCAUCAAGCAGCUGAUGAAAGCGGCGCGGUCCUCCGCCAUGCGGAAGCACCUCGGGGCCUGUGCCGAGAUUUAUGACGUCAUAAUUAACGACGAGAUUCCCGAGGCCGUGCAGGCGGUGCGGUUGGGGGACCCGAAGUUCGGGGAGGAGGCGAUGAACGACUCCGCCGCCGAGCCCGGCUCGUGUGACGACGAGUUCGGCGCCGGGAAGGCGUCGCCGCUGGCGGAGCAGAAUCAGGCAGUUCGCGGGGCUGCCGCCGUCACGGCGGCGAUCAUUCGGCUGUUGCUUUGAGAUUGGAUUUUAGGGGAAGGGUGCUUUUUUUUUUUUUUUUACUUGCUUGAAAUUAGCUGGUAUUUGUGUUGCUUUCAAUUUUGAUAUACGUACACGUGUACGAUUUUUUGGUGUUUGGCAUGGAGAAAGUAUAUAUAAUAUGACUAUUUUUGUUCGAUUUACCGAUUCGGUGUCGUCAAAAGUAUGGUAAUUUACUAAUUUGGAUCUUCUAAUCUGUAUCCGCAAAAAUUGGGUUUAUGAAAUUUGAAAAAUGGUGUUAUUGGUUUAUAAUUUACGUGUCACAUCAUUACGUUCAAUCAAGUGCGAGCCAAAAGCAAGAGUGUGACUACCAUUAGCUAACGUAGUGGCCACUUGAUUACAUCUUCGAUAAGUAUGUGCAACUUUUCAUGAUAAUAAAGAUUAGUUUUGUAUUAUCAUCAAAAAAAUAUUCAGUUUAUAACUAAAGAUAUGCUAAUCAAAAGUAUAUAUAGCUCCGUCGAUGAUUUUUGUGGACCAAAACCAAUAGAACCAAAUCAGUUCUUACUAGGUCACUAAGUAACAGUAGAGGAAGUAAUUUCAAUGAGAGGAUACUAAGUAUAUAAAUCAAAAGUUGGAAUCAAAUGAGUUAUGAUUCCAAUGAUGAUCAAUUCUUUGAAAAACCGUCAAUAAUUAACUAGAUUGUGGCCCGGCCAAUUGGCCGGGUAGUUCUUUUUUCGAGAAAUUUUAUUUUAUUUUUUCAAAUAACAUACAUUUACAAUUUCACAUGAAUGUUAAGAUUUUUAUUUUAAUUAGGAAAAAUUUAUUAAAAUGUUUAAAAUUGUUACAAUUGGAUAAAACAGCGAAAAUAUCUAGAGACAAAACAAACUAUGAAAUUAACAUUUGAAGAUAAAAAAUUAUUUUCCAUCUUAAAAUUAUAGGAUCGUGUAUUAAACUAAGCGGGGCUUCGAAUAUAAAAAUAAUAUGAUAUAUUACUUAAUAGAUGAAGCUAAAAAGAAAAAUAAACAAUUUUAUAUAGACUAAAGUGAAAAGGAUAUUCAUGAAUUAACUUCUAUAAAUAGAUAAAAAAAAAUUAGCUUGGACUUCCAAAUCCAUUGUUGGAUAAAUUCUUUUGUGACCAUGUUAUACGCCCUUAAUUAAUAAUUCAUUUUUGUCACCCUCUCUUGUUUUUUCGUAAAGGAUUUCUUGUAUCUCUUUAGCGUUUUUUAAUAUAAAAAAAUCUAAUAUCAUCUCACCCCUCUCGUACCAUAAUUCAACCACUAUGGUAAGUUUGAUAGCACCCUCGUACCUCUAUAAUACCACGAUAUUAUCACUACAGUAAUAUAAUGGUAUGGCAGGGUUAUGAUGACGUAAAUUUGUUUGUUCCAAAAGAUAUGAAACUUGAUAUCUUCUUGAAUAGCAAAAAAAUCUGAUCUUUCUAUGUAAAUAUUUUUUAAAUUCGAUAUAAAACGAAUGAAACAUGGUCCGUUGAAAUUUUGUAGGAGAUUUGAAAAGUGUUUAACAACACGAAGUAAGCUGUCUUCCAGCACAAGACUGAAACGGCAUAUUAGGUAUAGACCUAAUCUUAUAUGAGGUCGACCUAAAAGUGCAAGUUACGGUGACAUACAUGUCACCAUAACAAAGUCCUAAAAUUUGAUCUCAAAGAAGAGAUUAGGAGUCUUUUAACAUUGAAAAUUUAGGAUAGGAUCAGAAUGAUUCUUUGAAUAUAAGAUCAUAAUAAAUGAAAAACAGGAAGUCUAUAAAAAAUAAUUGAAAAAAAUAGAAUUUACUGUCCAGGUGUCUUCAAAAGAUUGAAUUUCCACAAAUAGUGUAAGAAGUGGGUUAGUGGCCGUGGGCUUGUAGAAAAUGAAUAAGACUUUGUGGG